AUGCUACCCAGCAGAACAGUGUUGUUAACUGUCCUUCAUGUUUCCGCCCUCGCAACUGUGGGAAGCUUCAGCUGCCAGAGCCAGGUGUUGGGUAGAAGAUGGAUGCUUCCAUCCACGAGAUCACUGCUGUCUCCAUACCAUUACAGCCAUCGGUUUUGCAGAAAGAGCUUCAUCGCUCCAUUUCCGUGCUCGGACUCGCAACAAAGGAUUUCUGUCCGAGCUGGAUCGCGUGAUAUAGAUGCUGUCAAGGAGGGGGUUUCUUUCUUUCCGUUGCCAGAUAUCGUGAGAAACAAAGUCGACAUAGAGCAGGCGAUUGCAAGAGAGGACUACCAGCAGGCAGCGCGGCUGCGAGAUGAGAACCAGAAGAUGGUGAGCGGGGACGACUUCACUCGUUUACAGCAGGAACUCUCCGAAGCUCUCCUGGUCGAGGACUACAAGAGAGCCGCGCAACUGCAGCAAGAGCUGCUGGAGAGCCUGAGAGCUCGCUCUUCCAACCCGGUGAAGCUUGACAGGAUCGCCUGCCUUACUAGGGAGGGUCAGAUCUUCGUCGUCAGCCCCGAUGGAGCUGAGCGAGUCUCCCUCGCUGACUCCUCCGACUCCAAGACGCGAUACACCAUGCCCGUCUGGUCGCCGUCUGGUGACAUGGUCGCCAGUAUCGCCUUCACGGGCACUGCGUUAAACAGCAAAGUUGACUCGAAGCAAACGCUGACAGUGUUUCAGUCCCGGGACGGCAACUCGUGCUUUGCUCUCUCGCUCAGCUUCUCGCCAUACUGCCUGCAGUGGUCCAAGACAGGGACCAACAUCUGCUACAUCACGAGAACACACCGCAAGCAGUCUGAGAUUGUGUCUGUCGACAUCUUCCCUCGGCCAAGAGAGAAGGAGCUGACUCGAGCGAAGGCGAGCGGAGAUCGAAUGAAGCGAUCGAGCGACAACAUGAUGCAGCGAAGCCUCUGCGACGGGGAGCUGCUCUUCUUCUCCCAUCAGCUGUUUCCAGCUGAGUUCCCCAGCGACGUCUUGGUUCACUCCGGCAUCGACCGACAAGUCUUCCUCCUCCCUACGGACCCGCAGCUGCCCCGGGAUCCUCUUGUCCUCUCCAACAACAGCGGCUUGUUCGGGACUCCUCAGUUUCACCCACUCAGCGACCUCGUGCUGUUCGCCGAGGAAGUAGCUCCCCUGUCACAGCCUCCACGUGCCAAGGGGAGCGAGGAGGAGGAGGAGGGUAAGAACAGGCUCAUUUCGCAGUCAUUUCCCCGUCCAGUCGCGCGCGACUCUUUCGGGGUAGUGGGGCAGCUGAACUCUGCGUGGCAGAGGAUGCAGAGUGCGGGGCAGCAGCAGCUGGUGUUAGCGAGCAGGAGAGGAAGAAGGAAAGUGCUGGAGAGGCUGGAUGCAAGCAGCUCGUCCUUCUCCUUCUCCCCUGACGGCAACUCGCUCGCCAUCCUCGAGCGAUCUGCGGGGAAGGAGAAGCUCUCCGUCCUCAAGUUUGUGUGGGCUGGCGACCUCGAGGAGACUCGGUGCGAGGAUGAGGUGGUGAUCAGCAGGGUAGACGAGGACGGAGAGCAGCGGCGAGAGGCGGCGGGCAGGAGGAGAGGGGCUGAUGGUGAGGAGGAGGAUGAAUUCGACGGGGAGCAGGAGCGAGUGAUCGCCUUCUUUUGGUCACCCGACAGCUCCAAGUUACUCUACCUGACCGCGAGAGCUUCUGAUGUCAAGCUCUAUCACAAGAUGCAAGGGAUGGCUCUGCGAUGUCGAUGGAACGUCUUCAGCAUCGCCGAUGGCGUUUGCAGGACGUUUCCUGCCUUCUCCCCCAGCACUCUCUUCCUUGAUGAAGUCUUCCCCAAGUUCGAUCUCUUCGCCAACUCCUUCUCCCUCUGGUCUCCUGACUCCAAUGCCUUCUGCUACGCGGGGAGGAUGAGUAUCCUCACUUCUCCUGGCAUCGCGGAGGUUCAUGAGGGGGCCUGGGUGCAGGACUUGGAGAAGACGGUUCCUGUGCUCAUCCAUCCGACAGCCACCUUCGCAGCCUGGUCUCCAUGCUAG
Molecule: messenger RNA, 2031 nt
Organism: Guillardia theta CCMP2712
Lineage: Eukaryota; Cryptophyceae; Pyrenomonadales; Geminigeraceae
Exons: 8
Coding region: 1-2031 (676 amino acids)
Source: RefSeq, a predicted model, not a curated record